Molecule: messenger RNA, 2333 nt
Organism: Galeopterus variegatus (Sunda flying lemur)
Lineage: Eukaryota; Metazoa; Chordata; Mammalia; Dermoptera; Cynocephalidae
Product: neuron navigator 2-like
Exons: 8
Biological process (GO): nervous system development; neurogenesis
Source: RefSeq, a predicted model, not a curated record
AAAUCAGGAAUGGAAACCUCAAGGCCAUUCUAGGCCUCUUCUUCAGCCUCUCCCGGUACAAGCAGCAGCAGCAGCAGCCCCAGAAGCAGCACCUCUCCUCACCCUUGCCUCCUGCCGUGUCCCAGGCGGCUGGGACCCCCUCCCAGUGCCAGGCUGGCACUCCUCAGCAACAGGGGCCAGCCACUCCCCAGGCCCCGUGCCAGCCUCACCAGCCAGCACCGCAUCAGCAGUCCAAAGCACAAGCUGAGAUGCAGUCCAGUGUGUCACCCAAGGAGUCAUCUCAAAGCAAAAUCAUCCGCUUCACUCUGGGCCAGAAAAAGAUCUCUAGACUUCCAGGUCCUACCAUGAGGGUAUCCGCUGCAGGCAGCGAGGCCAAAACACGUGGAGGGUCAGCCACUGCUAAUAACCGACGGAGCCAGAGCUUUAACAACUAUGACAAGUCUAAACCAGUCACCUCCCCACCCUUGCCCCCAACGCCAAGCAGCCAUGAGAAAGAGCCAUUGGCAAGCUCAGCCUCCUCCCACCUCGGAAUGAACGAAAAUGCACCUGCUUCCUUGGAGAGCGGCAGCAGCUCCACCCCCGCUAAUUGCAGUGCCUCCUCGGCCAUCCCGCAGCCCAGCGCGGCCUCCAAGCCCUGGCGUAGCAAGUCCCUCAGCGUGAAGCACAGUGCCACAUCGGCCAUGCUCUCAGUCAAGCCGCCCGGGCCCGAGGCCCCCAGGCCCACACCCGAAGCCGUGAAGCCAGCCCCCAACAAUCAGAAGUCCAUGCUGGAAAAGCUAAAACUUUUCAACAGUAAAGGGGGAUCCAAGGCGGGUGAGGGCCUGAGGUCCCGGGACACAAGCUGUGAGCGGCUGGAGGUUCUGCCCAGCUUUGAGGAGAGCGAGGAGCUGGAGGCUUCCGGGCGCACCCCCUCCACAUUGGGCCCCGUAGCCAGCAGCCCCAAGAUUGCGCUCAAGGGCAUUGCCCAGAGGACUUUUAGCCGGGCUCUGACCAACAAGAAGAGCUCCCCAAAAGGCAACGAGAAAGAGAAGGAAAAACAGCAGCGUGAAAAGGAAAAGGAGAAAAGCAAGGACCUCACCAAGAGAGCCUCGAUGACAGACAGGCCGGACCUCAAGGAAGAGCCGAAAGAAGACCCCAGUGGAGCAGCCAUGACCGAGAUGCCAAAAAAGUCCUCCAAGAUCGCCAGCUUCAUCCCCAAAGGGGGGAAGCUCAAUAGUGCCAAGAAGGAGGCUGCAGCCCCUUCCCACAGUGGAAUACCAAAACCAGGAAUGAAGAGCAUGCCCGGGAAAUCCCCAAGUGCCCCAGCACCUUCCAAGGAAGGGGAGCGGAGCCGGAGCGGGAAGCCGAGCUCGGGGCUCCCCCAGCAGAAGCCCCAGCUGGACGGCAGACACUCCAGUUCCUCCUCUAGCCUGGCGUCCUCAGAAGGAAAAGGCCCAGGUGGGACCACCUUGAACCACAGCAUCAGCAGCCAGACCGUCAGUGGGUCGGUCGGGACCACCCAGACCACAGGAAGCAAUACCGUCAGUGUUCAGCUACCUCAGCCCCAGCAGCAAUACAACCAUCCCAACACUGCCACGGUCGCACCUUUUCUGUACAGGUCCCAGACGGACACUGAAGGGAAUGUUACUGCCGAGUCCAGCUCAGCGGGUGUGAGCAUGGAGCCCAGCCACUACACCAAGAGUGGACAGCCUGUUUUGGAAGAACUCACUGAAGAUCCUGAGGCUCGGCGGCUGCGGACAGUGAAGAACAUUGCUGAUCUGCGGCAGAAUUUGGAGGAGACUAUGUCUAGUUUACGUGGAACUCAGGUUACACACAGCACAUUGGAAACUACAUUUGACACCAAUGUCACCACGGAGAUAAGUGGCCGCAGCAUCCUCAGCUUGACAGGGAGACCUACUCCUCUGUCCUGGAGACUUGGCCAGUCUAGCCCUCGGCUCCAGGCAGGAGAUGCUCCCUCGAUGGGCAACGGGUACCCGCCUCGAGCCAAUGCUAGCCGGUUCAUCAACACUGAGUCGGGUCGCUACGUGUAUUCUGCCCCUCUGAGAAGACAGCUGGCUUCCAGGGGCAGCAGCGUCUGCCACGUGGAUGUCACAGAUAAGACAGGGGAUGAGAUGGACCUGGAGGGCAUCAGCCUGGACGCCCCUGGCUACAUGAGUGAUGGGGAUGUCCUGAGCAAGAACAUCCGGACUGAUGACAUCACAAGCGGGUAUAUGACUGAUGGUGGACUUGGCCUCUAUACCCGUCGCCUGAAUCGGCUCCCUGAUGGGAUGGCUGUGGUGCGGGAGACCCUGCAACGAAAUACCUCCCUGGGCCUUGGAGAUGCUGACAGGUAA